AUGUGUGCUGGUCAUUUCACAGUUCACUUACGAACUCUUCAAAUUGAUUACAGUGACGAUGGAAUUCAGCUGUUAUUGUUGUCUGCGCUCGAUGACUGCACGAAAGAAAAGGAAGUUGAGCUAAGGCUAGAUGGCAGUGAUCAAAAAGCUGUCCAGAAAAGAAAGGCGGCUGCUAAACGAAGACGUGAAGUUUUGUUUGCGGUGAAUAAGAAGAAUCGGAAGUCAUGA
Molecule: messenger RNA, 228 nt
Organism: Cylicocyclus nassatus
Lineage: Eukaryota; Metazoa; Nematoda; Chromadorea; Rhabditida; Strongylidae
Source: the annotation of a GenBank genome assembly